Molecule: messenger RNA, 2043 nt
Organism: Arachis stenosperma
Lineage: Eukaryota; Viridiplantae; Streptophyta; Magnoliopsida; Fabales; Fabaceae
Exons: 2
Coding region: 1-2043 (680 amino acids)
Source: RefSeq, a predicted model, not a curated record
AUGGAAACUGAAAUUGUUUCGUCCUUGAAAGUCAUGAUAGAUGAAAAUAAUGUCCUAGCAAAGGCAUUUCGUUCAGCACGGGAUAGAUUCCAAUUUGAUGGGUCUGCUGAUGUUAAGUUACGAUUAAUAACCAGAAGAAAUACUGAUGCAAGGACAUAUAAUUUGCCAACGGCAUCUGAAGUUGUUGCACUGAUAGUUGGAGAUAUUGACGAGAGCGGAGUUAAUAGGGAUAUAAUAAUUGAGACAAAAUCAAGAAUCUUGCAGAGGAUAGAAGUAUCACAUCCAAUGUACCUUGCUCUUCAAUAUCCUUUGUUGUUUCCAUACGGUGAGGAUGGUUACAGAUUACAUAUAGCUACUUCUUCUCGACCAAAUGUCAGGAGAACUCAGAAAAGAUCAAUAAUAAGCAUGAGAGACUUCUUUGCAUACAGACUUCAGAGAAGGACUAACGAGUCUCAGGUCCUUUUGCGGUCAAGAAGAUUACUGCAACAAUUCAUAGUAGAUGCCUACACUAUGGUUGAGUCAGAACGGCUUUUAUACUUACGAUUGAAACAACCAAACUUGAGGCUAGGCAAGUUCAAGCAAUUGCAUGAGUGUAUGGUUCGUGGUGAAACUAAUGCCAUUAACACUGGACAAAGAAUUAUUCUCCCAAAGAGUUUUACUGGUGGUCCAAGGUACAUGUUCAACAAUUGCAAAGAUGCUUUUGCAAUAUGUAAAUAUGCUGGAUAUUCAAGUUACUUUAUCACUAUGACAUGUAAUCCAGAAUGGAAUGAGAUAAAAAGAGAGGUAACACCCCAAGGACUCCAUGCAGAGGAUAGACCAGACAUCUUAUGUAGAAUAUUCAAGUUGAAGGUUGAUAAAUUAAUUAAGGAAUUGAAGAGAGGAACAUUCUUUGGAAAGAUUAUUGGAUAUUGUCUAACCAUAGAGUUUCAGAAAAGAGGUCUACCUCAUGCUCAUCUUCUUUUAUUCAUGCAUCCGGAAUCAAAACCACGAACUGUUGAUGACAUAGACAAGGUUAUUAAGACAGAGAUUCCAGAUAAGAAGGAAAAUCCAAAAUUGUAUGCUGCUGUUGAGAAAUAUAUGGUUCAUGGUCCAUGCGGUCAUUUAAAUAGAAAGAGCCAAUGCAUGAUCAAUGGUAAAUGCUCAAAGUUUUUUCCCAAGGCAUUUCGAGAUAGGACAAUUAUUGACGAAGCAGGCUUUCCAAGAUAUCAAAGAAGAGAUGAUGGGCGAACUGUAUCAAAGAAAAAUAUAGAGGUUGACAAUUCAUUCAUAGUUCCAUACAAUCCCGACCUUCUUCUAAAAUUUGGAUGUCACAUCAAUGUUGAGUAUACUUGCCAAACUUCAGCAAUCAAAUAUCUGUUUAAGUAUCUUCACAAGGGUAAUGACAGGGUGACAGCUGCAUUUUAUCAAAGCAAUGAAUCUCAGGUAGAUGAAAUACGUAAUUAUUAUGAUUGUAGAUAUAUAUCAGCAUGUGAAGCUGCAUGGAGAUUGUUUGGUUAUCCUAUUCAAAUGAAGGAACCAGCAGUAAUAAGAUUGCCAUUUCAUCUUCCUGAUGAUAUGCCAAUUGUCUACAAAGAUACCGAUACAAUUCAGUUAGUUGUUGAGACUUCUUUUUUCAAGGAAUCUAUGUUGAUUGGAUGGUUCAAAGCAAAUGAAGUCCAUAAUGAUGCCAAAAAUCUGACUUAUUCUGAGUUUCCAACAAAAUUUGUUUGGAAUGGAGAGCAUCAUAUGUGGACUCAUAGAAAGCAAGGCUAUGCCAUAGGAAGGAUAUCUCAUAUACCACCAAUGAAUAAGGAAGAUUACUAUCUAAGGCUACUUUUGAACAUUCAAAAGGGAUGCACGAGUUUCAGUGAUCUAAGAACAGUUGAUGGUGUCGUUUAUGACUCCUUCAAAGAUGCAUGCUAUGCUCUAGGACUGUUGCAGGAUGACAGAGAAUUCAUUGAUGCAAUCUCUGAAGCAGGAACAUGGCACUCUGCAACUUUUUUAAGGAGACUUUUUGUUGUUUUAUUAACAUCAAAUAACAUGAGUAGGCCAGAUUUUGUUUAG